GCCUCCCUCCCUCGCUUCGCCCUAGCGGGUCUGCUCGCGCCGGGCGCAGGGCGCGCGCCAUGAAGGCGGUGAGCCCCGUGCGCCCCUCGGGCCGCAAGGCGCCGUCGGGCUGCGGCGGCGGGGAGCUGGCGCUGCGCUGCCUGGCGGAGCACGGCCACAGCCUGGGCGGCUCGGCGGCGGCUGCGGCGGCCGCGGCGGCCGCUCGCUGCAAAGCUGCCGAGGCGGCGGCCGACGAGCCGGCGCUGUGCCUGCAGUGCGAUAUGAACGAUUGCUACAGCCGCCUGCGGAGGCUGGUGCCCACCAUCCCGCCCAACAAGAAAGUCAGCAAAGUGGAGAUCCUGCAGCACGUUAUCGACUACAUCCUGGACCUGCAGCUGGCGCUGGAGACGCACCCGGCUCUGCUGAGGCAGCCGCCGCCGCCCGCGCCGCCGCACCCCCCGGCCGGGACCUGUCCGGCCGCGCCGCCGCGGACCCCGCUCACCGCGCUCAACACCGACCCGGCCGGCGCGGCGAACAAGCAGGGCGACAGCAUUCUGUGCCGCUGAGCGCGGGCCAGGUGUGCGGCCACCGCAGCCCGAGCCAGCAGGCUGGAGAGGGAGGGGGAAGAGCAGAAGUGAGAGAGAGAGGCACCGGAGGAAAGGAGAAAACAUCGGCAAACCCCAGGAACGUUUUCACCCGUCAUUCCAAGAGAGAGGGAAAGGAAAGAAAAAUUAAAAAAAAACUUUCAUCUUUUUUUUUCUUUCACGUUCAUAAAUAUUCUACAUCCCGUAUUCUGUUUUGUCUUUUCAUUUAUAACCGCUGUGAAUUGUACAUUUCUGUGUUUUUGGGUUUGUUUUUUGUUUUUGUUUUUGAGGUGCAGUUAAACUUUGAAGCUUAAGUGUAACAGAACUGAUAAAUAGAAAGGCAAGAGUAAAUAGGACUUUAGAAGCCUACUUGUGACCAAGGAGCUCAAUUUUUUGUUUUGAAGCUUUACUAAUAUACCAGAGCAUUGUAGAUAUUUUUUUUUUUUUUACAUCUAUUGUUUAAAAUAGAUGAUUAAAACGGGGCAGGGAACUUUCCCUUUUUUCCCUGCAAGAAUGUUACAUAUUGUAUAGAUAACUGAGUGACAUUUCAUACCAUGUAUAUAUAUAGAGAUGUUCUAUAAGUGUGAGAAAGUAUAUGCUUUAAUAGACUACUGUAAUUAUAAGAUAUUUUUAAUUAAAUAUUUUUUUGUAAAUAUGUGUGUCUUUUUUAAAUCUAUGGGAAUAUUUCUUUUGGAAAAUUAUUUUUCAGCUCAAUUGCAGAGCUCUUGAUAUUUUGAAUGUCUUUUCUGUUUGGCUUGGCUUUUUAUUUGUUUUUGUUUUGCGAAGUACCAUGUAGAAUCGGAAGUAACAGUUACAGGUAGUGGUCCUGCAUGACUGCAUGAAAUGUUUAAUCACAAAAUAAAACUUGUUCUGAGUCCAUUCAAAUGCCUUUUCUUUAACCUACAUUGAAAUCUUCGUGUUUGAAGCAUACAUGUUGGAAAGAUAGUGUAUCAGUUUUUAAGUACGGGGCUUGAUGGUGUAAUAUAAUAUAUAGAGUCAGUGUUUGUUAUUUGUGUUUUGAUUGAGGUCAACAUGGAUUCUGAAUGAUUGUGCAUAUGGGAUAGAGAAAUGCUUGGAUCCUUAGGAGUUUAUGGAAUCUGUUUCAUCAAAGGGGGGAGGGGGGAAGCUUAUCAUUCUUCAUUUUACACUAAAGUUUCAUGUUUGUACAGAUUAUUUAAAUCAUAGAAAUGAAAAAUGUUCUCUGCUUGCUACCAAAGGACAACCUCUUGGAAAUGAACACUUUCUGCUUUCCUUCCUCCAAAGAAUAUUAAUAGGCAACAGUGAGAGAAAAAAAAUAAAAAUAAAAAGGCAUAAUGGCAAACCCUUCAAGCAGGGAUAAAAGUCGAUCUUCAAACAUUAACUUAAGUAGACCAAAAAUUGAUGACCACCUCUAGAUUAUUUUUUUAUAAAAAUGAUUUUCACUAUAGCUAUGUUAGUUACCGGUAAACUGUCCAAUCUCUUGUGAUGUGCAACUUUUACAUGUGAAUAUUAAAGUAGAUUUAUCUGUCUUGUACUGUGAUUUCUGGUCUCAUUUCUUCAAAACCUUGUAAGACUUUUCUAAGGAAGGUAAUAUUUUCUAGGUUAGAUGGGACUGUCGGGGCCUGUGAACAUUGUGCAUUUAAUGUGAUCAGUACUUUACACACCAGUUACAAGAAAUUUUUAGAGUGAGAAUUAAGUAGGAUUUAAUUGGGUGCUUUGUAAAUAGUCAACUGUGUGUGUAACGUGGUCUGUUUGACUUUUAAAAGGAAAGGAUUUGUUUCAGAUUAUACAAGAAUAAAAGUAUUAUAGACCCAAGGGACUUUUUAUGAGGUCAAAGUCAAAUACCCGUAUAGGAAUAUGAAAUAUCAUGGUGCCUAGUAAGUGGGAAUGGUAGUGUCUCAACAGAAAUGAAGAAAGUUGAUGCUAGUCAGUUAAAAUAAAUGGAAAGGUGAUAAAAAUCUCUCUCCCCAGCAUGCUAUCCCCUCAGCUUUGACAAUUCACUAGUCUUUAGCAUUUUUAGAAUUUGAUGUGUUGGAUGUUGAGCCUUGUAAGUCAAAGGACUGCUUGUUUAGAUGAGGCUCGUUUUCAUUUUUUACGCUGUUCGUUUUUGUCACACACCAAGAGGAAAACACAACGUUGCUGGAAUUCCAAAUCUGAAGAAUUCCAAGGACUGUGUUCUUGGUUAUUAAAAGGGGGACAAUUCCUCCUUUUUGUUUGGCAGUUUAAUUUCAGUAGGAAGCAAGUCACAUGCGUGCUGUUGGUUGGAGUUCAGCAUCUGUCAGCCUUAUUGCUGAACCUACCUAAGCCUUUGGGCUCAUUGUAAACUUAUGCUAGGAAGAUCAUGAGGCUCCGAGCCAAUGGAUGAAUAUGUUUGGUUUUUGAAGGAAAGUUGCUCUUUCGUUAAUUUUAUAUUUUGGGCAUGAAAAACUGCUAAAAGGGAAGAAGAUGUUAUAGAUGCCACAUUUUACACAGUUGGCAUUUUCUCGUUAGCAUUGGAUGUCCAAAGAAACAAAGUCAGUGUUUAUUUUUAAGAAAUUAUAUGCAGCUGUAUAACUUACUACAUUCUAUUAAAAUGUUGGCUGUGUCCUAACCAAGCAACAAGAUAACAAAAACAUUUUGAGUCAUUUAUCUAGCAAGUUCUAAUUGUUCAGAGAGUUGGUUGAACAGAGGAAAAUAUCCUGACUUCUCUCAUUUCAUUUGUCUACUUUUCAUUGUAUAGGCACAACCAAAGAGUAAGAAUCAUUUAAAACCUUCAACAGAAAAAGAAGAAGAAAAGUGUCCCACAAUGGGAUGUUUCCAAUGUGGUUAUAGAAACCUAAACAUCUGAGAUACCUGAUGUUAAAGAAAAAAAACAAGUACGCCCUUUUCGUUUCAAAGAACUAAUAUACUUUGAUAUUGUGUAAAUAUUACUCAAGGUCAUUGUCAAGCUUUAACUGAACUUUUAGAACUUUAAAAAAUUUUGACACCCCCCUCCCCCCAAUCUAUUGUAUUAAAUGCCUUCUAUAAUAAUAAAUCUUCACUGAGCAAAGG
Messenger RNA from Pipistrellus kuhlii (Kuhl's pipistrelle), 3572 nucleotides. It is a transcript of the gene ID4, whose product is annotated as inhibitor of DNA binding 4, HLH protein. The transcript has 3 exons. The coding region runs from base 60 to 545 and encodes 161 amino acids. The record is from RefSeq and is a predicted model, not a curated record. Gene Ontology annotation, molecular function: transcription regulator activity; protein dimerization activity. Gene Ontology annotation, cellular component: cytoplasm; nucleus. Lineage: Eukaryota; Metazoa; Chordata; Mammalia; Chiroptera; Vespertilionidae. Gene Ontology annotation, biological process: negative regulation of transcription by RNA polymerase II; cell differentiation; circadian regulation of gene expression.